Didymella exigua CBS 183.55 is the source of this 2100-nucleotide messenger RNA. RefSeq lists its product as uncharacterized. Bases 1 to 2100 code for a protein of 699 amino acids. The record is from RefSeq and is a predicted model, not a curated record. The transcript is spliced from 2 exons. NCBI's taxonomy places the organism in Eukaryota, Fungi, Ascomycota, Dothideomycetes, Pleosporales, Didymellaceae.
AUGCCCAUCGACCGAAAUACCCCUAACCACUCACGGCCUCUGAAGCCUGCGCUCGCUAGCAACCGGACCGCCGCAAACGGGAAGACACCCAUAACCCCACGCCUCGCCCUUGCUCCAUCCACACCCUCCAGCAGCUCUUCGCAGAUAAGUCGCACGCUGCGCAGCGCCAAUGGAGUCACCCCGCGGCUCGCCGCCCCCGUCAAGGAGGACACGCCCUCCUCCAAGGCGCUCCUCAGCGCCAAUGUCACACCGCGCACAACGACACGGAGGUCGCGGGUAGGCGUGAGCAGUAACUCAUCCACGCCCAAUGCCUCUCCUGCGACUACCCCUAGCAGCUCGCGCCCCUCGUCCACGAUCGAUUUUGCGCAUAGAGAGCACGGUUCUGCUCAAAGUGGGCCUGCAAUAAAUGCGAACCACAGACCCCGGAGCACUGUGGGGGGUAGCAACCAUAAUGCAAUGCCCACACCGCGACUACCGUUGUCGAACAUCUACAACCACACGCCGCCGGAGGCCAGUCAGGCGAAAGAUGCAUCACCGAUGUUCUUCCAUGCGAGCAGCGUCAAGUCGCCCAGGGAGCAGGUGCCACCUCAGAGAGCACCCCAGAAGAAGGCCGCCGUCUUCUUUCAUGCAAAUGGCGAUCAGGUCAACAGCCCACAACGACCUACCGUCCCGUCGCCACCCUCUUCAGCCGUCGGCCGUCCUUCAUCGGCUAUUGGUUCACGAUCAAAUAGCAAGUUCCUUCAUGCAGACUCGACUCCAGAAGUGCGUGCUCCGCCAAUGUUGAGUCCUACACUCACUGGGACUGUACCAGACCUGGCGCGGAACCCGACUGCGGCCCCUCAGGGACCCCCGGGUCGCGCGGCCUCGCCAACCAAGGAUUGGGGGCACCUGUCUUAUCGCAAAGGUGCUUCACAGAUUAUGCGACCAAACCUGCAUACUCGCAACUCUGCCCUAUCCGUCUUGUCUGGUAUCAGUGUGUCCGAAGAGCCUGACAACUCGAGACGACGGUCGAGCGUCACAUCUUCGCUCAGCAGACCCGGACACUACAAGAGCGCCAGUCUGUCAUCGAUAGACUCUGUCGCAGAUCUCAGAAGAGUACCUUCCCACGAAGGCUACACUACUACGCCGAGUCCCGUGUUCUACGGAAACCGCGUCGUCAGUAACGGCUCAUCGGUGGGCGACAACACUGCGCCUACACCGUCACCCCUGGCCAUCAGCCAAAACGCUCUGCCCUCACCCGGACUGGCAAGUCCAACCAAGCCUGCCGGAGAAAAGAGCGUGCUUGAGAUGAUGAACGACUUAGCAGCAAAUGCUCGACGGGAGCGCAAGGUUCUCGAUCUCGAGAUCAGCAACUCGUCCCUUCUCGCCAUCAACCGCUCGUUGGAGAAAGAAAUGCGCAAGCAAAAGGCAGAGUUGAAACGUCUGCGUCGAAUGAGUCGCGCAGGCCGCUUCUCGAUGGACGCUAUCGGUUCGACCCUAGACACUUUCACUGCAAAGAAGGCAAGCGACCUCUCUGAUAUGUCCGAAGUUGAGGAAGAAGAGGAGAUGCCCUCAGAGGAAGAAGUUGAGAGCAGUGACUCUUCGUUCGACGAGAGCGGGCUUGAAACCAACGUCCAAGCAGAGCGUGACGAGUCAUACCGUAUCGAGGACGAGAAGCGUCUCCAGCUGGACCUGGCCAAGCACCGCGACCUGCUCAUGGAUAGCCAGAAGAUGAAUGAGAGCCUCAAGCGGUGCCUCAGCUGGACAGAUCAGCUUAUUAAGGACGCACAGAAGGCACUUGACUACAAGGUCAAUGUCAGCGAGGUCCGAAUUGGAGGCCGCGUGCUCGUUGUUGAAGACGACGAAGAGGAGGAGACUACCGAGCACGAAGAGGCACGGGGUCUUCUCAGCCCCUGGAGCCCUCCGCAACGCGCUGCAGACACUCUCGACCCACCUGUACCCGACUUCGCCCGAGCAGAAAACCGCGACAGCGGUGUCGAUGUCGGCCGUGUGAAGCACGAUGGCCACGAUCUACCAGAGGAGUUCUCACCGCUCGGCUCGCCCUUUGGCGACAAACUAUCUUACCUUCACGCCGCUAUCGAUGACCUCGAGACAUCAUAG